AUGGUUUUAUUUUACCAACGUAAAGAAAAGUUCAUUGAUGAAAGCUUUCCACCGGUUUCAAAAUCCUUGUAUUAUGAUCCGAAAAUUAAUAAAGAAGAAUGCCAAUGGCUUAGACCUUGUAAAAUAGAAUCUUGUUAUGAUGAAUCUGAAACAGAUUGGGUUAUGAUUCGAUAUCCGUUAGAAGCUUCAGAUAUAAUACAAGGUUCUCUUGGAAAUUGUUGGCUUGUGAGUGCUUUGACUGUAUUAGUUAAACAGCCACAGCUAUUAGAAAGAGUUAUUGUUACAAAAAAUAUAUGUCCAGAAGGAGCCUAUCACUUUCAGUUAUAUAAAAAUGGUUAUUGGAAAUCAGUUGUAGUUGAUGACUUGCUUCCAUGUGAUGCCGAUGGAUUUCUGCUAUAUUCAGAAGCAAAAAGAAAACAACUUUGGGUUUCAUUGAUUGAGAAAGCAGCUGCCAAAUUAUAUGGUUGUUAUGAAGCUUUAGAAUCUGGAAGGGUUAUUGAUGGACUACAAAUUCUAACAGGUGCUCCUUGUGAGAAUAUAAUUUUGAACCCAUCAACAACUGAAGAAGAAAUUGACAAAGAUUUUAUCUGGGCUCAACUUCUCAGCAUGUAUUCAGCAAAGUUUUUAUUUGGUGCAACUUCUGGAGGAGGAAGUAACUCACAAUUAAAUGAACAGUAUUAUAAAAUUGGAUUAAUUCCUCGCCAUGCCUAUUCUGUAUUACACAUAUUUCAUGACGAUAAUUUAAGAUUGUUAUGUUUAAGAAAUCCUUGGGCUAAUUAUGUUUGGAAAGGAAACUGGUCAACUCACUCAAGACUGUGGACUUCUAAGUUAAGGAAAAAAUUAAUGCCUUCGGAUAGUGAUGAAAGCAGUUUUUGGAUAUCAUUUGAAGAUGUAUUGAAGUAUUUUCAUUCUAUAAAUGUAUGCAAAAUAAGAUCAAAUUGGCAUGAAACUCAGUUUGAAGGCACUUAUCCAUGUUUUGCUGAUCACAGAAAUCUCACAGCAGUUAAAAUAUACAUCUCAGAAAUAACAGAAUUGGAAUUAAUGCUUUAUCAAAAUGAUCAAAGGAAUGUAGAAAAUUCAAAGAGAUCUUAUCUAGAUCUUUAUAUCACUGUGUUUCAUACAUCAUCAGGACAUAUUGGAUUAUUCAAGGAAUGCAGCAGCCAUCAAAUCAGAAGUUUUGUUGGUUGUAAUAUCAUGUUAGAAAUGGGAGAAUAUGUUGUCAUUUGCUUUGCUUUCAAUCAUUGGAAUACAAAUGUAAAAUCUGAAGACUAUCCUAAAAGUCAUCUAGUCAUACAAAGUUCAAAAUGUCUUCAAAUGAAAAAAGCAUUAUCACCUAAACAUGUAUUUGCUGAUUCCAUCAUUAAUUUAGCCAUAGCAAAAGGAGCAAGACAUGAGGGAAGAAAAGGAAUGACAGCAUAUUAUUUAACAAAAAACUGGGCAGGAUUAGUGGUUGUUAUAGAAAAUAGACUACCAAAUCUUGCAAUUCAAGUUUUCUGUGACUGCUCUAAAAGUACAAAUGUUGUUUCAACCAGGAAGACUUUGUUUACAGCUGAUAGGAUUCCACCUCUUCAUAGACAAGUUGUGAUGCUCUUAACACAAGUUCGAGCUGGAGAAAACUACACAAUAGUUCUCAGACUGACUCAUUAUUUAUUUGGUAACAAAGUUGUUCAGAAAAUUUUACCACCAAGAAUCAAGCACAGUCCAAAAAUUAAUUCAGAACUAGCUGGAUUACAUGAACCUAAACCAUUAUUUUGAUACUCAAAAAUUGUGUGACAUUACUGUAUAUAAAUUUUAAUUAAUUUGAAAAUAAAAUUAACUUCUUGUAUUCAUUUUGUAAUGUACUGCAUAAAAGAAACCAAAUACAGAUAUA
This is a messenger RNA of Centruroides sculpturatus (bark scorpion), 1870 nucleotides long. RefSeq names its product calpain-D-like. Gene Ontology annotation, biological process: proteolysis. The transcript is spliced from 13 exons. Gene Ontology annotation, molecular function: calcium-dependent cysteine-type endopeptidase activity. The coding region runs from base 1 to 1755 and encodes 584 amino acids. The record is from RefSeq and is a predicted model, not a curated record. Gene Ontology annotation, cellular component: cytoplasm. Lineage: Eukaryota; Metazoa; Arthropoda; Arachnida; Scorpiones; Buthidae.